Messenger RNA from Caenorhabditis briggsae, 822 nucleotides. The record is from RefSeq and is a predicted model, not a curated record. The transcript is spliced from 7 exons. Gene Ontology annotation, molecular function: protein binding. The annotation marks the transcript as partial. NCBI's taxonomy places the organism in Eukaryota, Metazoa, Nematoda, Chromadorea, Rhabditida, Rhabditidae.
CAGAUAUCUUCGGAAAGGAUGGAGACUAUUCUUUGUGAUCAUAAACUCGUUUAUGAUAUUGUUGUCAUGCAAAAAGAACAACAAGUGUGGUGUGGUGUGUUGUUAAAUGAUGAAAACAAAGUUCCAACGACUGAAUCUUUGGAGAAGCUUCUGAAAAAUCUUCUCAGCAUCCCAAAGCGAGAUUUUGGGGAUAAUGAAGAAUCUUCUCCACUGCAUAGCGCUGUUAAGAUGGGGAACACGAUUAUGGCAAAAAAUUUCAUCGACUCCAAAUCGAUAUGGAUUGAUGAGCCAGACCCUAAAGGUCAGACAGCUCUACAUUUGUCUAUAACUUACGGUGAUACUGAAAUGGCUUCAAUGCUUUUGAAAGGUGGGGCAAACGUAGACGCCUUCGAUAACGAUGGUUCAUCCGCCUGUCAUAUUGCUUGCCGCGAUGGGAUGAUUGACCAUUUUAAUUUACUCGUCUACUAUCAUGUGGAUAUUUGCUCGGUGGAUAGAGCAGGCAGAACACCGUUUGAUUUGGCUUGCGAACAUGGCCAAGAAAAAAUGGUCAAACGGCUUUUUAACUGCGGUUUGAAAAAACAAAGCUUCCAAAGUUUGGAUAAUGUUCAUACAGCCUCAGCAUUACAUUUGGCAGCGGAGACUGGGCAGGUUCAGAUCAUUUCACUUUUGCUUUGUAACAAUUGGGAUGUAAAUUUCACUACAAAAUGUGGAUCAGCACUACACAUGGCAGCCGGAGCCGGACAAAUUCAGGUGGUCCGCUUCCUAUUGAGAGUGAGUAUUGAAACCCUAGAUACAUCGAGAAAAAAAGACAAUUAUAGGUUG